CGGCUUUUUACAGCAGACGACACAAGAACGUCUAACUAUUUCUUCCUAAAACACUAUGAAUGGUCAACCACUUUUCAGGUUUCAGCCCCAGGUAAAUAACAGUUAUAAAGAGCUUGAAGUAAUAAAGAACCAACAAGAAAAUGCAAGAGAUGUACAUAGCACAACCACAAUGGCACACCAAAGAUUUGGUGCCCAGCAGCAGCUGGAAAGUGAACAGAUGUCUACACUUCAUGUAAAGCUACAUAAAGAAGCUGAUAAGAUCAGGAAGUGGAAAAUACAAACUGAUGUGGAGCUUAAAGAGAAGGAAAAGAAACUGAUUGAAGCAUCACAGCGAAUAGAAACAAUGAAAAAAUCUUUAUUAGAACUGCAGCUUGAAAAUGAGCGAACAAGUGCAAUGCUUCAGGAAGAAAUUAGUAACAGAGAAGAAGUACUUAGAAGGAUUAAUUCAACAAGAGAGAUGUGCACUUUGUUAAAAUGCCAUGCAGCUAGAAUGGAAGAUAGACUAAUGAGAUGUGAAACUGAAAAAACAGAAUUAAAAUAUAUUGGAAAAGAACAUAUGCAACAGUUUGAGGAGUUGACAUUGAAAUUUAACAAAUUACAAAUUACUGCCCUAGAAAGAGAAAAGCAGCUUCAGGAUGAAGUUAAUUCUGAAAGGAAGGAAAAUGCAGAAAAAUCAAAGGAAAUUAUUCAGAAAUUAGCUGAUAAUAAUAAAGAGAUACAAAUGUUAAAGGAUAAUACAGAAAUCAUCACAAAAGAACUUUGUAGUCAAAAUGCAGUUUUAGAAAUUAAGGAAUGCAAAUUAACAGCCAUGAUGGAGUCUGUGGAUGAUCUUCAAAAGAAGGUUUCCUGCUUGACUGAAGAUUUACUCUCAAAAGAUGGUGCACUAAAAGAGUCUUUAUCUAAAAUAUCUGAACUUCAGAAGGAAAAACUAACACUUGAAAACAUGAUAGAAACACAAAGACUUAACAUCCAGUCUUUAGAACAAAGUAAAGAUAAAAUGGAACAAGAAAUGAAAGAGUCUCAAACAAGACUUGAAGAGCAAUUAUCAUAUAUUGAAAAAGAACUUCAAAUUACACAAGAAAAAUUAGAUUUGAAGCUUUCUGAACUUCAGAAUUGUGAAACUAAGCUAACAGAUGCUAUAGCCUUGGUGGAAGAACUUAAGAAUUCAAAAGACUUGUUAAUAAUAGAAAAAAUGAACUGUGAAAUGAACUUGGAUGUUGAAAAGUUUCAAGUGAACAAUUUGUUGGCUGAGAAAAAUGAUGAUAAGGAGGAAAUUGGUAGACUUAAUAAUGAGAUCUCAAUGUUAACCAUGAAACUGGAUAGGGAAAGUUCAUGCAAACUAAAAGCACAGGAGGAAAAUGAAGUACUACAAACCAAGAUUUCUUGCCUGCUUCUUGAGAGAGAUAACCAUAUCAAGCAUAUUGCUAAUUUGAAUGCUGAUAUAGAAGCAAAACAGGAGAAAUGUUCAUCUUUAGAGUGUCUGUUAUCUGAAGAAGAAAAUAAAAAUAUUAGACAACAGAACAGCAUUGGCAAACUAGAAGAAAUGAUUGAAAAAGAAAGGCUAUUGAAUCAACAGUUAGAAAAGCAAGUAUUAGAUCUAAUAAAAAAGGUUGAAAGUAAUACACUUCUUAUAGCAGAUAAAGAAAAAGAAGUAGAAGUUUUGCACAUUUCCAUUGAGAAUCUUAAAUCAGUGAACACAGAAAAAGAAAAUGAAGUGAAGAAUUAUACAGAUGAACUUGAAUUGCUACGAUCUAAUACAAAUAAGCAGCUAAAAGAAAUCCAAGAUCUAAAAUUGCAGAUAAGUAAUUUAAAUAAUGAAAUGGAUAAGUCACUGAUAUCACAUGAAAGCAAAAUUACUAUAACAGAAGAACAAAAUAAAGAACUAGAAAACGAGAUACAGUCUCUUAAGGGGAAAUUAGAAUUUGAAUCAAAGGUUUUAAGUGAAAAUAAAGAGAAGCUACUUACAGUUGAAAAAGAGUUAGACUGGGUGAAAAUGUUAAAAGAAGAAGCAGAAAUGGCAAAGAAAAAUUGUGAAGAAGAAGUGAAGAAAAUAAAGAAGCUUUGUGCUGAUGAGCUUGAAAAAACUCAACUUGCAAUGGAAAAGGCAAUUUUAAUGCAAAGUAAUGCACAGAAGGAAAAAGAUAAUGCAUUAAAGCUUACAGAUGCUCAGUUGACUGAAAUGAUGGCAACUUUAGAUUCCUACAAGCAGAACAAUGAAAAACUUGUUUGUGAAAAGAAUAAAGAAAUUCAAAGUCUGACCAUGAAAAUGGAUAAUGAAAAGGCUUAUGUGUUAAAACUAGAAAAAGAACUUACAGAAUGUAAAGCGAAAAUAGAACAAUUAACAGUCAAAUUAAAACAAAAAAAUGAGGAAAAUCCAAUUCCUGAUGUCAUAUGCACUUUGAACCCAAUCAAUAAAGUGCAAACACCUACAUCUAAAAAUAGAGCAGACAAUGAAAGUGAAAGUAUAAAAGAAAAAAAGAAUGAACCCUCAAGUCCAAAAGCUGUAUCAAUGCCAGUAACUUAUACUCUGCUAACCCCUUCAAAUAGGCCUACAUCAUGUGGUUUGAAAACACCUCAGAGAAGUAUUCUGAGAGUAUGUAAUUCUGUAACCAAAAGAAGGAAAGUGGCCUUUGCAAACAACGGCUGUGAUAAGGAGGGGUCAUCUGAUGAAUCUGAUUUAAUGGAAUUGGAUACAGAGUCAAAAGGCCCACAUAAACCUGUAGCUACACCCAUUUUAAAGUCAACUCCUAAAAGUGGUACACCAAGCAAGAUUCCCUUAACUAAAACCUUGAGAGAUAACCACCAAAAGCUGCAGGAAAAAAAAUCCCAUAAAUCUGCUGAGAAAAAUGAGGAAUCAUGUGCAAAGAUUGCUGAUGAUCUUAAAACGCUUAACAUUAGGAAAGCCCCAGCUAAGAAAUCUAAUGUGUUUUUUACAACAUCUCCAAAAAACAAGGCAGCCAGUGCAAAAAGUAAAAUGAAAAAAGAUAUAGCUGGUCAAGCAUGGUUUGAUCUCGACUCUGUUUAUGGGUUCACAUCAGAGGACUAGGUCACAGUUGUUUAAUUUCAUGUGUUGUUGGUAAAUUUGAAUGGAAUAAAGUUUAUAUUUAAUUAUC
Molecule: messenger RNA, 3113 nt
Organism: Physella acuta
Lineage: Eukaryota; Metazoa; Mollusca; Gastropoda; Physidae
Product: synaptonemal complex protein 1
Biological process (GO): chiasma assembly; meiotic DNA repair synthesis; synaptonemal complex assembly
Cellular component (GO): male germ cell nucleus; central element; synaptonemal complex
Molecular function (GO): double-stranded DNA binding
Source: RefSeq, a predicted model, not a curated record